AUGGAGCGCAGCAUUAUGGGCACGGACGAAAUCCGACGCGCGCUGGUGCGUAUCUCGCACGAGAUACUGGAGCGCAACGGCGGCGUUGACGGCCUAGUGCUGGUCGGCAUACAGACGAGGGGCGUCUGGCUGGCGAAGCGCAUCGCAGCGUUCAUACGGCAAUUCGAGGGCGCGGAUGUGCCGGUGGGCGAGCUGGACGUCGGCCUGUACCGCGACGACAUCGCCGAGCGCGGACGCCCUCUCAUGCACACCAGCAUCCCGUCGGGCGUGCAUGGCCGCUGCGUCAUUCUGGUGGACGAUGUGCUUUACACAGGGCGCACCAUCCGCGCCGCCAUGGACGCGCUGAACGACUUCGGACGCCCGCGAGAGAUUCAGCUCGCAAGCCUGGUGGACAGAGGACACCGCGAGCUGCCCAUUCGUCCAGACUAUGUCGGCAAGAAUGUGCCGACCUCACACGACGAGUCUGUGCAGGUCUAUAUGAGCGAGAUUGACGGCGUCGACAAGAUAGCGCUGCUGAGGGAGGGGGAAUGA
Molecule: messenger RNA, 531 nt
Organism: Geodia barretti
Lineage: Eukaryota; Metazoa; Porifera; Demospongiae; Tetractinellida; Geodiidae
Source: the annotation of a GenBank genome assembly